AAGGAGUCUAACAUCUUUAUCGUAAAGAGAGAAAUAUAAUAAUUAUGAUGGAGGCAGUACUUGAAGUACUUGAACACGAGCAUCCAGUAAAGCUCGUUGAUUUGCAGCUACAUUAUGAAGAAGAAGAAGAAGAAGAUGAUGAUGUCGAUGAUGCUAAAGAGGAGGAGGGUGAUGAUCUGAUUACAAAAGAGGGCUUUCGAGGUGUAUGUGACAGGUGUGGUGAAGAAAUCAAUGUGUACCACAGGUACUACUACAAAUGUAUGGCAGAUUCGUCAUGUGAUUUCUCACUUCACAAGUUUUGUGGUGAGCUCCCAGCAUGUUUGGAGAGCACAUUUCACCGACAUCCUCUUACCAUGUUUAUGCUUCGUUAUAAUUGGUCAUGCGGUAUUUGUCAGAGUAAGCACAAUUCAGGUGAAAUGCGUUACAUUUGUUUUGAAUGUGAAUUUUGGAUUGAUGUAAAUUGUGCACUAGAAAUAAGAAAAAGGAUCAUUCAUCAUCCUUGCCACCCACAUUUGCUAAUAUGUGCUAUCACAAAGCCAGUUUUAUGCGACUGUAAUGCUUGUGGGAAGGAACACAAAGGGAUCUUCUAUCAAUGUAGUACCACGUGUACCAACUUCAUCAUCCACAGUGAAUGUGCUUUUCUACCAAAAACAUUGCUAAUCCAACACACCACAUGCGAUGCUUUUCAUCAUACUCAUCCCCUCAUUAUUUCAUAUUCCUUCCCCAUAGAAGAUCAAAAAGCUAAACAUGAUCCCAAAUGUAGAGUAUGCGGUCAUUCUUUUUAUGAUAGGGAGAAUCUUUGGAUUUACAAAUGUGAUAGAUGCAUGUACUAUGUCCAUAUGGAUUGUGCAACAUCAUGUACCGGCGCUGGCAGAACCAACAAAAACUACAAAGAUGUUGAUUAUCCUUAUCUUGUCCAUCUCCCAUUCCCCGAUGAAACAUACAGCAUACCGAAACACUUGUUUUUUCCAAGAAACAGGAACAAGCAAUCAUAAGGUAAAUGAUUACCUAACACACAUGAGUCAUAAACACCCUCUAGUUCUAGUUAAUGUUGAUCAGACACAAAGCAAAAGCAAUAGGCAAACCUCCUCCUCAAAUUCUUUGUUGUUAUUAAUAAAGUGUCAUGACCCAAUGAAAAAGAUCCAACUGCUAUGCAAUGGAUGUCUUAGACCAAUCAUGUCCACCAUGCCAUUUUAUAGGUGUGUUGAUCAAAGUUGCAAUGGCUUUUCUCUCCAUGAGUGGUGCACUCGACUCCCAUUAGAAAUAGAAAACCACCCGGCCCACCCACAACAUACCCUCUAUCUCAUCUGUUCAAAUGACCUUCCUUUCUUUCUUGGUGUGUUCGAGUGUGCUGUUUGUGAUCUACCUUGCAACGGAUUUGCGUAUGGUUGUGAUCGAUGCAAAUACUAUGUUGAUGUUACAUGUGGGCUUAUACCUAAAAAAAUCACACACAAAUCUCACCCAAAUCACCUUUUUUCAAUAGCUCAAGUAGAAGUUACCGAUACUUCUUGUCUUAUAUGUCUCAAAGUUGAGGAGAGAUGUGAACUUUCAUUCUAUUGCAACACAUGCAAUAUUUAUAUACAUUCCAAAUGUGCUCUGUUAUUAACCGAGACAAUAAGACACAAGUAUGACAAGAAGCAUCCCAUGCAUCUCAGUUACUUUCCGAUUGAGAACCAUAAGAGCCAAUACUUUUGUGAAAUCUGUGAGACGAAUUUGAAUCCUCAUCAAUCUUUCUAUCAUUGUCAAGAUUGUGUUCAGUCGAUACAUACUGCUUGUGCUCCGUUAAUACUCCAGAGCGAGACUCAUACCUAUAUCGCUAAUCAGAGAAGCGUUUAUAAAUUUGUGAAUAUAAAGUUCGGAUUCACUCUUAACCUUCUUCGUCUUCAUAAACACCCUCUCUCAUUUGCUCAAGGUAUCAUGUCGGAUGGUGAAUGUUCUUGGUGGGGGUGUCGUUUGGGAUUACGAUACAAUAUGAUCUUUAAAUGCCUCGUGUGUAAAUUGUAAUUCAUUACGGAUGUUGUGAGAAAAAAUUAG
This is a messenger RNA of Lactuca virosa, 2034 nucleotides long. The record is from the annotation of a GenBank genome assembly. NCBI's taxonomy places the organism in Eukaryota, Viridiplantae, Streptophyta, Magnoliopsida, Asterales, Asteraceae.